UAUUAAAAUGCAAUACAUCUGGUCGUGACGCAACGGCUGUUAAUUUAUUAGACGCUUGUUGAUCUCGCAGAGUGAACCGCAUGAAGAAGCGUCUUUUAUUUCCCAAUGAUUUGCUGUGUAUACGUCCGCUACGGUUUCCCUCUUAUUGGUCGAGCCGUAUGCUGAUUUGAGAGACAGAGACGGUUAGUUUUCUCCCGAACCCCGUCAGUCUGUCAGUGGUCUGGAAAUACCAAAGCGUCUUCUCGCUGCUUACGCGCUCGCUCUCACACAAAGCAAAGCAGAGGGUUCCGGUGGCGCGAGCUGGAACGAUCCACUGAUGUCGCUUCUUCGUUUAGGUGUUUAACUGCUCUUUAAAAACGUCGAGGGAAUCUCAUCCUCCGACGUUGGGCUUUUUUUUUUUUUAGUUUUUGGAUUUUUUUUUUUUUUUUCCAGGGUUUAGACGCAGGAUUGUUUUGUGAUGGGUGGUGGAAGCGAAUCACGGAUUUCUUCUCUUUUUAUGGAGACCAAAGUGAACAGAUUUCAUACUGUUGAAAGCAAGUUUUAUCUUGAUAAAAAGCAAAUGGUGGAACAGAGGAUUCUUUAGGAGCGAAGGAUAGUUACUCAAGAUAACAACACUUUUCAAACACAGUUUUCUCAACAGAAAAGGGGGUUUUCUGGUCCGCUACAUUGGAUUUAACAUUUUGUUUGACUGACGCAGCAUCGUUUUGGGAGUAUCUUAUUUGGAGAUUUCAGUCCUUUUAUUCUACAUUUUGGGAAAGAAACUGUAUAUUUAAAAGAAUAAACCCGGAGACGAAGUUAUGGAGAUGCCGAUGAAAUAAACCCUUUAUCUCCGGGUCAAAUGACCGCUUUCACUCGUUCUCCAAUCUAACCACAUUAUUUAUGACAUGGAAAAACGGGGACUCCACAGCGUCCUUUAUUAUUUCAUUCUGAAUGCGCCCCUGCUAUUCUGUGUAAAAGCCACAUUUACUGAAGUGCCCAAAGAUGUAAGUGUCGGUGAGGGCGAGGACAUAGAGAUGCCGUGCGCUUUUCGAGCCGUCGGAGUCUCGCCGUUCUCUCUGGAGAUUCAGUGGUGGUACCUCAAGGAAGCGGCCCCUAAAGAGCUCACUCACGAACUGCAAAUUAGCGCUCCGGCCAACAGAGCCAAGGUGACCCACCGGGACGCCACGAAAAUAAGCACGGUAAGGGUCCAGGGCAACGCCAUUUCCCACAAGCUCAGCCUAUCAAGUGUGCGAAAGGAGGAAGAGGGAGUGUAUGAAUGUCGGGUUUUGGACUUGUACUCUGAUGAGACUCAGGAAUACAAGGUGCAGGCCACUCUGCGCGUGACACCGCGCGAGGGAAUGCUGGCCGAGGAAGCCGUGUCUCACAUCCAGAACCGAUGGCCACUGAGGAACAGCAACACAGGUGGAAGGGCUACUUCUGAACCGGUCCAGGGUCAGGGAAAACCCCGCGUGCCUCCACCGGUUGGAAUGGGACCCGCUCCCUCCUCAACGACUACGACGGGAUCUGCAGUCAAGUCGUCUGCUUCGCCUCGGCCAGGCAAUUCAUCUAUCCAGAGACAACAGCACGGAUCCGGUUCCGGAAACAUGGCAGCCACUGAGCCACUCCUUUACAUCUCUCUGCUGAUCCUGCAUAAGCUCCUCCCCUUCCUGUUUGCCUACUAAGAGACCACAGCCAAACAACUCGCAAUGAUUUCACUUUAUGUACCAAACAACAAAGGGAAAAUAUAACUAUGUAUCUAUAAAUAUAUAUAAAUAUAUCUACCAUUAUGGCACUUCACAAAGAGGGAUGGGAUACGACUUACGAA
Messenger RNA from Pimephales promelas (fathead minnow), 1804 nucleotides. RefSeq names its product V-set and transmembrane domain containing 2B (gene vstm2b). The record is from RefSeq and is a predicted model, not a curated record. Gene Ontology annotation, cellular component: membrane. NCBI's taxonomy places the organism in Eukaryota, Metazoa, Chordata, Actinopteri, Cypriniformes, Leuciscidae.